This is a messenger RNA of Actinia tenebrosa (Australian red waratah sea anemone), 3173 nucleotides long. RefSeq names its product bone morphogenetic protein 2. Lineage: Eukaryota; Metazoa; Cnidaria; Anthozoa; Actiniaria; Actiniidae. Gene Ontology annotation, molecular function: cytokine activity; growth factor activity. The record is from RefSeq and is a predicted model, not a curated record. Gene Ontology annotation, cellular component: extracellular region.
CUGAACCACAGCUUUCAGGGAAAAUGUCAGAAAACAAGCCAAUUGCCUUACCCUAGAAUCAAGCAAGUUGAUUUUUCUCUAUCCAAGAGUUCCAGUGCACGAUAGACGGGUGCUUUAGAAAGUAAGAAGUGUGUAUGACGCAUAGUACAAAGAUAAGAUAGAAAUACCUUGUUUUGCAGUCAAAUACCUAAUAGUAGGCUAUCAAGAUUGGUCUAAAUUUAGAACAAGGUCUAGCUGCGAGAAAAGAUCGAUCAAACCCUACGAUAAAUAGAAUUCUUCUCAACAAUUAAAUGACAGGAACAUUUCCACUUGUGUUCCGACCGAAUGCCCCUUUUAAAUACACUAAAAAUCCAUAAAAAAAAGUUCUAAGGUGGUGGAUUUGCGUUUGACUCAUGAAGAAAAAAGAUCAGCCUGUCGUAGGUAGCAGGAUCGGAAAUGGAAAAAGCAGGUUGUAUUCUCGUCGCUGGAUAACAUCUACGUAGGGGGGAAUUGGCACCGUGCUUAGCCAACCUUUCGUUCAAUCAACUGUUAGUAAUAAUUGGUGUGGGUGACAGUCUUAGCUCGAUAUUCUUUAUUCGGGGGUAUUAGGCCACUUUAGUUUCGCUUGGGUGCCCGUGACCUAGCCAUCUUCCUAUUAACUAUGGACAUUUAAGCCAACGUGGAGCUUCGAUUCAAAUCAGAUCUUUGAUUGUCAGCGCUAAGCAAGAAAAAUGUUGGUCCUUCGAGUUUGGUGUUUGAUAUUUGGAAUCGCUUUUCCCUUUAAAGUGAACUCCUCGCCGGUUGAUUCCACAAGUUCAGCCCGGGCAUCAGUAGAAAUCAAAAACAGUCAAGCUUUCCUAGGGGUUGAAAAAGCUAUCCUGAAAUCAAUGGGCAUAAAAACGCGGCCAAGGCCAAGAAGAGGAAUCAAAAUACCUAAAUAUAUGAAGGAUCUGUACCACAGCCAUGAGGAACAUCCCGAAUGGAUCUCGACAAACUUCAGAUUUAACAAAAAGUGGACAUCAGUGAAUACAGUGCGAGCGUUUCAUCAUCUUGAUGACCUUCCCAUAAGUCAUCCAGACGCCCCUGGUCGGCCAAGACUAAAGUUCGAUGUCUCCUCUCUGCCUAAACUGGAGCAAGUCAAAUCAGCUGAGCUGCGCCUUCAUAAAAAUGGCUUGUGGAGACAUGGAGGCGAUCCAGAGAUGCGUGUGAGUGUUUAUCAAAUCACGCACUCUCGAUUACCUUCGAGUCUUGAGAAUAGAACUCUUAUCGAUUCCCAUAUUAUGAAUACUGCAAACAGUGGGUGGGAAUCGUUCGACGUACGCUCUGCAGUGGAGCAUUGGAUUUCAAAUCCUUCAGACAAAAACAAUAUCGAGGUACACAUAUCCACGAAGAAUGGUCACAGUUUAAAUAUCUCGGCUGACGACGUUAUAAGGAAUUUGUCAAUGGAUAAGGAGCAAUGGCACGACGAAAGACCGUUACUUGUUGUAUACACGCACGAUGCGCUAACGCAUCAUCAUGUUCGAAAAAAGCGGAGUGCUUCGAAAAGCCGUUCGCAAAAGAAGAGAACCAGGCCACAGUAUUGUAAGAGACAUCCUUUGUAUGUAGACUUCAGUGAUGUGGGCUGGAAUGAUUGGAUCGUUGCACCGCCGGGAUAUUAUGCUUUUUUCUGCAACGGAGAGUGCCCAUAUCCCAUUACUAAACAUCUGAACGCUACUAAUCAUGCUAUAGUACAGACUGUUAUGAACAGUGUAGAUCCAAAGGUACCUAACGUUUGUUGUGUACCAACAACAUUGACCCCUAUAAGUAUGCUAUAUAUGGACGAGUACGAAAAAGUGGUCCUUAAAAAUUAUCAAGACAUGGUGGUCGAGGGCUGUGGGUGCCGGUGAAUGGAAUAUUAAGGCCAGAAAAAGAAUAAUGGACGUAUGGGAGAGAUAUAAAUAUACAGUGAAAGAAAGACAAGCGCUUGAGUUUUGACGUUCGACUCAGUAUUAAUGAGGGUCAAAGAGUCAUCGAUACUACGUAAAUGGGCGAUUUGUGACUUGGAGGUGAUUGUAAAUGAAAUCCUAAACGUAGACAAAGAAAUUAAGAUUCAGUCUAUAACUGGAUUCAAUUAAGACAGCCGUAAAAAUUGCACGAUCGCGAGUAUGAUGUUGUAAUCAAACAAACGGAGCAAUAGCGUUGUCUCAAUAUUUGAACAUGAUCUUCAUGGCUUUUAUACACUAAAUAACCCUAUAAUAGAUCCAGAAUCAGGUACUGGUACCGUAAACAAUCUUCCAUACAUUYAUCAGAUAAUCAAGAAAAAGAAAAAAAAACAGAACAUUAUAACUAUAAUGACUGUGACGAGGAAAACAUUCGGAAGAGAUUAGAAGUUAAAUUAGAGAAAUUUAUAACAAAAUGUCUACGUAGAAAAUGAAAAUAACAAAUAUGGUACGUUAUUGUAUACUGCAGAACUGUGAAAAACGAAGAAACGUAAAUUAUAUUUUAUCAAAGAAAAAUCAGAUUUUUUGGCUGAGUGAAUGCUUACGGGCGUUCAGUUAUAGUGGUUUGAGUAAUUCGCACGAAAAGCUGUAAAUAAUAAUAUUAAUAAACUUUUUAAUUUAUAAGAAUAAUAGAGAAACAGCCUACGUUUAUACGAGUAAUUUUUCCUAAAAAAGUUAUAUGAUCAUUAAAUACGAUAACGAUAAUAAUUUCUUAACUUAAUUUUGAUCAAGCGCACAGCAGUGUCCCCAUAAACAGUCCCCACAAUGGGAGGACAAAGCUAAAAGUAUGCUCAAUACUAGAAUUUCUUACAGAUCAAGUAAGAAUACAAAUACAUGAAAAAAAAGUAGUCAAAAGGGGUUUAUAAAUCUAUGAGAUAUUUUCCUCUGAUUCUUUUAAGUUUUGAAAUUCAGUUUUUGGUUAAAGUGGGUUAAUUUUUUUACAAUUUUCAAAUAGUUUGGCGUUGGAUGAGAAAUGCUAGAUCGAAAUGAUACUUGAAAUGAUAGAGCUUAAGACCAAUUAUGGAGAGCUCAGUUUUCCGUCUUGCAGCACCAUUGGCCUACUUAUUUUCGAUUAUAUAUAUAUAGAAGUCAAAAUUAUGUUGAGUUUGAAAACCAGGGCUGUUCAAUAAAGUUUAUAUAGAUCAAAAUGCUAAUAGUAGCUUAGAACUUUGCAAUAAUUAUAUUAGAUCAAAUAAAACAAGAUCCACAUUGUGA